UUAACUUUCGUUAACAUGAUAUACGUACCUCAGAUGACAUUGACUGUGGGUCAGUUUAUGAACCAUGGUAAGAACAGCACUCAGAGCAACACGUUCCUGAAUAAAGAACUGCGAUUGGUGGAUCCGCCUCUAUUUAUCAGGUUAAUGAAUACCAUGGUGAUGAAUUUGAUGGGAAUAUCGAGCCGGAUAAAUUCUCUCUGUUACUUAAGACGUCACUUGCCGACGGCGUUUGCUGCGUUGAAUGCGAUCGACGGUUUUCUGGAUCCGGAGCUGAAGCAGCGUCGAAGGAACGUUCGCACAAUUUGGGCAAUUUUCGCAGCUAGUAUUCUCGUUGGAAUACCGAGCCAGAUUUACUCAGCGAUAUUUGUUUACGUGGGAGAUUCUUGUGUCAUUGGAAUCUACGUAUUUAUGAACAAUCUGAACAACUUCACUGCUGUUCUGGCGGAAGCUCAAUUUUUGGCAUUGUGCCACCUGCUUAAAUCAAGAUUCGAGAGUAUAAAUCGCAGAUUUUUCGAACUUUCUACGCACUUGAAUCUUCCACCAAACGAUAAUUCCCACGGAAAUAUGGCCGGGAGGAUUAUCUUGACGCGGGCAAAGGUUCCCUCGAAGAUAAAAUGCGUGACCGAUUUAGAAAGGGAAUUUAUUGCGAACAAGGAACCUCGUUUCAAACCCGAAGAGAACUUGCCGCUUGACGUACCGACUUAUAACACCAUCGAAACCUUGCGAUUAGGGCAUCAACGCCUGUGCGACGUUCUCGACCAAGCUAAUCACAUGUUUCAGAUGCAGCUCUUCUUCUCACUCAGUGGUUGCUUUCUCAAUCUGCUGUUUAACAUGUACUCGUUCUUCUCUGGUGGCGCCUGGCUUCGACGGGAUAACUUCACUCCCACCGGCUCGAACGCUGCCGCAAAUAAAGCGUUGAAUAAUCCGCUUAUUAACUUGUCGUGGGGGCUUUAUUACUUGAUUAGAUUCACGUCUAUGACUGCCAUGGCAUCGAAGACUACCAAAGCCGCCAAACGCACGCUUGUUCACAUCUUGAACGUCAGGAGAUGCGGAAUAGAUUUUGCUACGAAAGAGGAGCUAAGCUUCUUCUACGAUCACGUCGUAGGAAGAAAAGUUGAAUUUUCUGCAGCAGGUUUCUUCAAUUUGGAUAUUAAACUAAUAUCUUCGACAAUCAUGCGGUCUCUGAGCUUAUCGAUUGCCGUUCUGGGGCUGACGGUUUUGGCCCAAUUGACAUUCGAGGUCUCCGCUGCAGAUACAAUUUCUUACAUAGGUGCCGUCGCCGAAUAUUACCCGGUAACAAAUGGAACUAACGGAACAACGAUCGCGACGGCCAAUGCCAACAACUACGUUACAAUCAUCAAAACCGCUUGGGGUUACAACGCGGACAUCCUUGUAUUCCCGGAGGACUCAUUAACGACUGGUAUGACCUACUCCGACACGAAUAGAACUUUGUAUCCUUCAUUCGGUUCCGUAGUACCAGAUGCCGGAUUGGAUAUUCCCUGCGAUAACGCAUCGACGGUCGUAAUAGAGGCUUUGAAGUUGAUAUCGUGCGCUGCGAAGCAGUACUCGAUUUACGUGGUCGUGAACGUGAUCGAGAAGGAGAAUUGCACCAGCACGGGAACAACGUCUCGGCCUUGUCCCAGCGACGGUUACUUCUUCUACAACACGAACGUGGUGUUCAACCGAACCGGAGGCAUUGUCUCGAGGUACAGGAAGUUCAACCUGUUCGCCGAACCUGGCAUAAAUGUAACGUCGAGUCCGGAAAACGUGACGUUCACCACGGACUUCAACGUCACGUUCGGAUUGAUAAUUUGCAACGACAUCCUCUACAAGACCCCGGCUCUAUCGCUCGUCGACGACCAUAACGUCACCGACAUCAUUUUCCCCGCACGGUGGUUCUCAGAAUUACCUUACCUAACUUCGAUUCAGACCCAGUCAGCUUGGUCUUACGCCAACAACGUGAACCUCCUGGCAUCGGGCUACAACAAUCCAACAACCAGCAACGGGGGCAGUGGGAUUCACGCUGGAACCAGCGGUAAAUUGGUCACCCUUUUGUCGGAGAGCGCGAAGAACGCUCUUUUAGUGGCAAGGGUGCCAAAGGUGAUCGACGGAGUCCGAAGCAACGUCGUAUCCACGACUUAUCCGCUGACCUACGAGUUCAGCAGCACGGAAAUUACGACUCUGGCGAACAUCACGACCGUUUCCCAGAACGCCUUUUACCAGGAUACCUUGGCGCCUUACGCAACGAGCGUUUUGCCGCUGACCAACGGCACGACGACCACUUGGCACGAACUCUGCGACCGAGAGCUUUGCUGUUCCUUCUAUGUGAACAGAACUUUCAGCGCGUCUAGUGUCAAUUCAAGCGUCAAUUAUUACAGGUAUAGAACCGCCGUUUUCAACGGAGUUAGAUCCUUCGCUGGUACCACCACCGCCGGAAUACAGACCUGCAGUGUCAUCGCUUGCACUAACGACACCCUGGCCAGUUGCGGGCUGAGGUUCAACGCGACGGAAACCGUCGUGCAGCCAACCGUCUUCAACAGCGUCUUUGUGUCCGGAAACUUUUCCAAAAACUCCACCACCAUGCAAAUGCCCAACUCGUUGACCACGGAUAUUCUUCCUCUAAAUGCCAGCGACUUCACAUAUAAUAGAGUCAAUAUUUCAGGAUCUUCUUUAACCAAUAUCACCUACAAUCUAACGAUACAGUCAAGCAACUUGUACACUUUUGCUAUUUACGGUAGAAACUUCUCCGCUGAUGAGCUGGCCGUUAGUUCUGCCAACGUUGCUUCGUCUGCGGUCCAGCUUUUGCGAUUCUCUUUCACGACGAGCGUAUUUUUGGCAGUAAUUGAAACUUUAUUCGUUAGGAGCUAUCUAUAAACACCAUCAGGAAAGCAAGUUCUUUAGAAAAAAACGACCGAAUAUCUGCGGUUAGUAUACAAGUAUAUAUAGCUGCAUGAAUCCGUGUUCGGCAAAGUCAUGCUAACGGUUACUUUUUCGUUAAAGCAAAUCAUUCAAAUGUUACAUAACGCGAAGGAGGAAGAUUCUGAGAACAUUCACAGAUAUUCGUGAUCCAAUCGAAGAUUUGAUUAUUUAUAUGCAUCAAUUUCGUAAACAAGUAUUCACUUGAACAGCUUAUACAAGUUUAGUUUGCAAACACUUACAAUUAGUUACUUGCGUGAGACCAUGCCAGUAUUUAAAUCGUCAGUCGGUACGUCGUAUCGUUCAUAGUAUUAUAGUUAAAUGAAAAACGAACCCCGUUCAGAAUACGUAUUAAAGGUAAUAACCGUUCAUUCGUAUUAUGAUAUUCUCAUAACAGCAGCGUAUUUCUAAAAUUAUUCUGCAUUCAUACCUCACAUAAUCAGUUACAAACGUGUUGAACGUCGUCAAAAUCGAGUGAGUGGCACCUCUAGAUGGGAAAACAUUUUGUAACACUUUUCUUUUACAUGUUGUUAUUCACAUAAUUUAUCUAGUAUUUUUUUAAGGGUAUGAUAAUAAACGUGAUGUUGAUGAGGUUUCCUGUGAACUUUUCAACGUAUAUAUGACUUAAAACUGCGAAGGCGGAAAAUUUCGACUUCGAAUUUAGAUGUAAAUAUUUUUAAGGCCGUCUUCUUGAAAAUUUGAUCGGAUCAUUGCUAGAUGCGUCUGUUACCAAUAUUCAAAAGAAGCAUGUUAGAAAUUUAAAAUUACGUUAAUAAGGAGCUUUACAGAUAACACGUGAGGAGAUACCGUCAUUCCGGGGACGUUUUACAAAAAGAGAUUGCUACUUUGUUAUUAAAUAGAAUGAUUAUUUUAUUAUAAAAGACAUAUGUCAGGAGGACCUGUGUCUUAAAUAUUUGAAACUGAAAAACAUAUCAAUUAUGGAGUAUAUUUCAACUCUAUAGCAAAGACUAGUCAUAUCUAACAUAAAAAUACGGAUUUCCAGCAUAACAAUUCAUUAUAUAUAUAUAUAUAUAUUCAAUAGUUAAUUACUCUUAUGUACAACGAAAUGACCAUAUAAUUAUAAUUUUUCAACAUGUUUGGUAAGAAAAUCUAUUAUUUUCGAUGAAUAAUUCGUUCCUGGCUGCGUUCCCGUAUAUGAUCGGGCAUUUACGAAAUAUUCAUGUUCCCGAAAUGACGAAACAUAUGCAGUCAUGGAUUUAUCGAAUUAAUAAACGCGCGUGUAUAGAUAAAAAAAUUUAUCAAACUUCAACUUAAAUCAACUUCUCGAGUUCUACAGAACAAAUCAACGUUUUCACUUAUUGAGUAGAUACUUACGAUAAGUUCUUAUAUUUUAUCUUAUAAUUAUACCGGUAGUACACAGCCAUGUACAAAUAACGUUUUAUUGGUGCGUUUUUACUUCCAAUGAAAAUGGAAAAAAAAUGU
Molecule: messenger RNA, 4359 nt
Organism: Neodiprion fabricii
Lineage: Eukaryota; Metazoa; Arthropoda; Insecta; Hymenoptera; Diprionidae
Product: vanin-like protein 1
Exons: 7
Coding region: 16-2874 (952 amino acids)
Biological process (GO): sensory perception of taste
Cellular component (GO): membrane
Molecular function (GO): hydrolase activity, acting on carbon-nitrogen (but not peptide) bonds, in linear amides
Source: RefSeq, a predicted model, not a curated record